AUGUCAACUUGGAAGAUAGUCCUCAGAGACAGCGCUUCCUGCGUCCGAGCCUACAGGAGGCCUGGAAAUGAGACCAAGGAAACCAGCUGUACUGUUAAGGGAAUAACGUGGGUCUCCAGCCCCUCGCAGCCCCUCGCAGCGCUUCAGAUUGAUCCAGUCACCAUCAUGCACGAUGGCUCAUACACGUGUGAAAUAGCAACUCCUGGUGGGAAUUUCCACUGUCACUAUGACCUCCGAGUGCUAGUGCCCCCCGAGGUGAGCCUGGUUGGAACCGAGCCUGGAACUGCAGUGUGCCAGGCCCUUUCAGGGAAGCCGGCUGCCCAGAUCUCCUGGACCCCGGAGGGGAACUGCGACCCUGCGCAAGUCACUCGGGGCAACGGGACAGUGUCUGUCCGGAGUAAGUGCCGCUGGAAGGACAGCAACGUGUCUACUGUGAUCUGCUCUGUGUCCCACGUGACUGGGAACAGGAAUCUGUCUCUAGAACUACAUUCAGAUGAAAACUCUAAAGGCGUCUCCAGUACUCUGUAUAUCAGUCUUCCUAUCUUUGCCAUUUUUAUCAUCACCAUUUUAUCUAUUUGUAUUUUCAAAACCACCACCUGCAGAAAAUGGAAACCAACACAAGCAAAAAGACCUCAAGAUUGUGAGGAGGAUGAAAUGCAGCCCUAUGCCUGCUACAUGGAGAAGAGCAAUCCCUUGUAUGAUACUACAAACAAAGGGAAGAUGUCGCAUGUGCUCCAGAACGAAGCUGCGAGGAUGGAUUUCCAUGCCUCAUGAAUUAUUGGAAUCGAGCACGAAGACAGAUGAAUCCGGAUACAGUAUAAUGAUGGCAUUAAUUUUCCAAUUAUUCUAGAACUGAUGUCCACUUUUGAAAUGAGAGGUUUUCACAGGUUCUAGAAGACAAAGAUACUUGAAUGACCGUCCAUUGAUGUCCUUAAGCAAUUGGAACUUUAGAAUUGUGGCUGCUACUGGUUAGCUCGCUGGAUGAUGGAUGCUAUUUUUGCAAAGAACGCACAUACUCAUGUUAAAAUAUUAAAAUUAUACAGUAAACAAGGAAAAAUCUUUUUCACCAAAAAGCUAACCAUCUGUGCAUAGUACAUACUCUACUAUGGAAAGGAAGAGAAAUCGCAAAAGAAACAAUUACUCUGGUCAACACAUGUUUUUGGUGCCUCAAGUGUUAGACUUGUUUCUGGGUAUAUUUAUCCUGCUGAUUCCAAGAAUGACACCAGCUUUUCCCUCCCAGCUCUUAAUUUUGAGAUACAGAAUAAAUGCCAGGUACCACUCCCCUCUGCUCACCAUUAAAAAAAAAGAUAUUUUAAUCUAAUGUU
Echinops telfairi (small Madagascar hedgehog) is the source of this 1325-nucleotide messenger RNA. It is a transcript of the gene CD200R1, whose product is annotated as CD200 receptor 1. Gene Ontology annotation, cellular component: external side of plasma membrane. The coding region runs from base 1 to 774 and encodes 257 amino acids. The record is from RefSeq and is a predicted model, not a curated record. The transcript is spliced from 5 exons. Gene Ontology annotation, biological process: regulation of neuroinflammatory response. NCBI's taxonomy places the organism in Eukaryota, Metazoa, Chordata, Mammalia, Afrosoricida, Tenrecidae. Gene Ontology annotation, molecular function: signaling receptor activity.